This is a messenger RNA of Trichomycterus rosablanca, 6317 nucleotides long. RefSeq names its product poly(ADP-ribose) polymerase family member 14-related sequence 3 (gene parp14rs3). The transcript is spliced from 28 exons. Gene Ontology annotation, biological process: negative regulation of gene expression; protein poly-ADP-ribosylation. Gene Ontology annotation, molecular function: transcription corepressor activity; NAD+-protein mono-ADP-ribosyltransferase activity; NAD+ poly-ADP-ribosyltransferase activity. Gene Ontology annotation, cellular component: nucleus; cytoplasm. Lineage: Eukaryota; Metazoa; Chordata; Actinopteri; Siluriformes; Trichomycteridae. The coding region runs from base 7 to 6270 and encodes 2087 amino acids. The record is from RefSeq and is a predicted model, not a curated record.
UACGUCAUGGACGAGAAAACGUUGAUUUUGGAGGGUCUACCAGUGGAGUUAGACAUGGUGAGGUCCAAACUUGAGUUGUAUUUCAAAAACAGAAGAAAAUCAGGAGGAGAGGUCCUGCAGAUCCGAGAACAUCCUGAAGACAAGCAAAAAGCCCUUCUUGUCUACACCAAUGAAAAUGAUUUUAAAACCAUUCUUAAAAAAGGAACCCACCAAAUUGAUUUCAAACCUCAAGGAAUCGUUGACCUGACAGUAAAACUCCCAGAAGUUUCACAGAAGUCACAGAAGAAGGAAAAAAAUAAACCUCGUCUGUUAUUUAAACCAAGCCUAAAACCACUGAAAUACGUUCAAGCAGCACAACCCACUGUUGCACAGGGGCUUGGAUCAAACCCUGAGGUGAAGGAGCUUGGAUCAAACCCCGAGGAAGGGAGAGAGCUAGCUGAUAUGAUGGAGAGGAGAACAGCUGACAUACUUCGUGUACAAGAGAACGGGAAUAAGGCUAAGAACAUUAACGGAAAUAAAGAUAACGCAAAUGAAGAAAGCGAGAUUAUAAGGGACCUGAUUGUCAGCACCAUGGAGGAAAUUGAUAAAGAAACUCUCACGAUGUACUUUGAGCAAUUUACAGACCAAGCUGAAAUGAUAAAACAUGGAAAGAACAGCUGGAUUCUCAAAGUAGUCAACCAGUCAGAUGUAUCGAAGAUUCUGGCCCAAAAAGAGCAUGAUUUUGGUGUGUGUGUGGAGGUCUACAAAGAAGCAAGUGGAUCAGAGAACUGGGACCCCCGUCGCUUCAUCCUAACUGGGUUUAAAGAUACAUGCAGUUGCAAGGUCAUCACCGUAUUUAUUGGGAGCUGCAGUCAAAAAGCAGAGAACACCUGGGAGAUUGUAGACGAUGAGAGAAUCGUGGUAACCUUCAAAGAAGAUAUUGAUGUAAAGGCUUUCCUGAACAAGUGUGCUGCCAAGUCAAACAAUCUAAGGGACAUGGAGAUUGGAGUCUCUCGUUUAGAGCUCACAGAUUCCGUUCUGGUUCAGGGGGAUAUGAGCCAAAUUAAUAAAGAUAUGCUCACCCUCUACUUCAGCAACAAGAAUAAGAGUGGUGGAGGUGAGAUCACCUCCCUAAACUGGGUCACUAAGCCAAAGAGUGUGGUCAUAUCCUUUCAAGACUGUCAAGAUGCCCAAGAAGUGAUAAAGAGGAAUCAUGUGCUUUGUAAUAAACAGCUUAGCACUUUGCCCUUUUACUCAAGUCUAGGAAAGUCUCUGACAGGACAAAGACCUACUUUAUCUGAUACAACAAAGAUCAGCAUCCCUGUUGAUAAUGAAGUCCGCAGUUUCAUCGAAAGAAACGAAAAGUGCAAAAAAGACUUUCAGCAGCAGCUCAAGAAGGUUCAGGCUAAUGUCAUUUAUGACAUUUCAUCUACUAGUCAGAUAAUCUUGGAGAUGUCAUUGGACAAAGAGUCUUUAGCUGCAACACGAUUGGGAACAACUUGGGAAAGUAAGGCCAAAACAGAAGCUCAAAGCUUUCUGAGACGGUACCAUAAGGCCGAAUUGGCGGUUAAGGUCGAAAUUUGGAAAAGGAUAGAACGUGAUUGUCUUGAACUUGUAAGCCUUGGUGCUGAAAUCUCCUACGUGGAAACCCAGUGCAAAAUUGCAAUAGUUGGUCUCCGAGAGGUCACCGAUUCUGUCAUGGACAAGAUCAAGCACAUUCUUAAAGAUGCAAGUGCAAAAUUGGAAGUCGAGAGGAACACUGCUGUUAAAGUAAUUCAAUUCAGCUCUGAACAAAAACUGGAGCUGGUUGAAACUUGUGUGCAUCCCAAACUUGCCAAUGUAUUCGUUACAAAAGAUAAAACCACCCUGACGCUUCACCUGAAAGGCUUGAAAGAUAAUGUAAGUGCUGCUGAGAGGGUCAUUAAGCAAGCAAAGGAAAAUGUUGUCUUUCAACGCUUGAACCCGUCAGCACAUAUGCUUCAGUUUCUGAAAUCAUUGCAGCUCAAGAAGUUUGAGCAGAACCACUUCUUUGCCAACCAUACUCCAGCUCUCUUUUACAAGAGUAAUGGACAUUUUGGAAUCCUUGCAGGAAAAGAAAACGUCCAAAAAGCUAAAGAUAUACUUACUAAGAUCCUUAAAGAAGAAAUCAUCCCCCUUGCACCGAAUGUAACCUCAGUGGAUAACAAUCAAAACUGGGUAAACUUUUUAAGUGCGCUCAAAGCUGAUGUAGAUUUAAGCUGUAAUGCAAAGAAUGUUCACAUCAUUCAGUCCGAAGCCCAGAAGCUUGUAAUUUGUGGAUUUGCACAGUUGGUGACAUAUCUUUCACAAAAAGUGAAAGAUUAUCUUCAGAACAAGACACCGGAAACCAUUGACAUCCAUCUCAAAUCUUUGCAAGAAGUAGAGUUUGUUGAGUCUUGUAUGAGCUUUUCGGAGGUUCAAGAACUUCGUAAUCUUGGCCUAUCUAUUCUUCUAUGCAAAUCUCUGAAAUCUCCUUGUCUGAAGAUAACAGCAGCAAAAGAAAAGAUCCAGUCUGCAGCCACUGCUGUACGAAAACAUAUAUCCAGUAUCAUCAUGGAGAAGCAGACUUACUCUAAAGCAGGAGCAUCCAAAGUCAUACAAAAGCACAUAGCUGACAUUAACGCCAAAACAAAGGACUGGGGUUGCAAAGCCUUCAUCAUAAAGGAAUACACUUAUCAAAUAAACAGUCAGAUCAGUUUAACAGUCGCACAGGAUGAUUUGCUAUCUCUUAAAGUCGAUGCUCUUGUCUGUCCGAUGGAUAGCCAGUUGGCCUUCAAUAACCCCAUUGCUCAAAAGUUCCUUCAAGCUGGAGGUCCCAUGAGUCAAUCAUUGUGCAGUGUGUUCAAGAAGGAAAAGCAAACAUUACUCGCUGGUGAGGUGGCCUGCAGUGACUCGGGAAAUCUUAAUGCCAAGACCUUAAUUUAUGCCGGCUUGCCCCAGAGUGACCACUUUUUGCGCUCUCAGUACUUGAACCUGGCUGUUUUUAAUAGCCUUCAAAAAGCAAAUGCUGGCAAUUAUGUCUCUAUUGCGAUGCCAGCGAUGGGCUGUAAAUCCUUUGGAUUCUCUAUUAAAGAAAGUUGUAUGGCAAUCAGGGAAGCAGUGUUGAAAUUCAGCAACGAUCAAAUGACCCAAAAGAAUCUUAGGAACAUAUUUGUGGUGGAUCCUGAUGUAAAUGUGGUGGAGACAUUCAACAAUCUACUUGCUGAACUGGGGUUUUCCGAUGUGCAAACAUCUACCAGUUCCAAAGUCACUACCUUCCAGGAGCCAUUACAAGGUCUUAAUCCUAAGCAAGCAUCAGGCACAGAAGUGAUAGUUCAUGGAGUGCUAGUGACUUUAAAACAAGGAGACAUCUCUAAAGAGAUGGUGGACGUGAUUGUUAAUUCCACCAACUGUACAUUAGAUCUGGGCACAGGUGUGUCUGGUGCAAUUUUGAAAGCAGCUGGGAAACAAGUUGUGGAUGAAUGCAAACAGCACGGUUCUCAGAAAUCAGAUGGGGUGGUGUUGACGAGUGGUGGUAAUCUUUUAUGUAAGCAUAUCGCUCAUAUGGUUGGACCCAGCUGUGCUGCUGAUAUCAAAGCAUCCAUACGGAAGGUUUUGAACCUGUGUGAAAGUAAGAAGGCUGCUACAGUGGCCAUCCCUGCAAUUGGAACCGGGAGAGGUUCUAUCGGAGCAAAUAAAUCCAUUGAGGCAAUUGUUUCUGGAGUGGAAAAACAUCUGAGUUAUUUGCAAUCAUCCUCUCUUAAGAAGAUCACUGUGGUGCCGUUUGAACAGACAGCUUUUGAUGCAUUCAGCAGUUUUUUCAAGGUGAUAAACAACAGGUCCUACUCUGAAACAUCCCAGGCAGCUCAGCAUUCCUUGCCUGCAAAUCAAGUCAAAAUUGCUGGAGUGAGAAUUGAGGUAAAGAAGGGAACUAUCACCAACGAAACUGUCCGAGGCAUCGUCAACACCACCAAUGACCAAAUGAACUUGACAGGAGGAGUUUCAGGGGCCAUUUUCAAAGCGGCUGGUCCCUCUGUUGCACAGGAGUGUCAAUAUCAUGGCCCAAUUCGGAGUGAUACAGUGGCAGUAACCAGUGGUGGAAAUCUGCAAUGUGAUUUUAUCAUUCACAUGAUGGGACCUCACACUUCUGCCGAGGCCAGGUUACGGGUGAAGAAAGCACUGGAGCAGUGUGAGGAAAAGCAGAUCAGCACCAUUUCCUUCCCAGCUGUUGGCACAGGUGGAGGUGGCCUUACGGGUGUGCAGUCUAUUAAUGCGAUGCUACAAGGCUUUAAAGAUCACCUAACACAACGCUGCUUCACUGCCAUUAAACUCAUCUAUGUGGUCGUCAGCCAAGACGAGCUAUUGAAAGAGGUUCUUCAGGGUCUAAAACAGUGGACCUCCGAGGCUCAGGAGGAAAAAGACUUAGAGGACGAGCGAUUAAAAAUCAUCGAGGAAGAUAAAUGGUAUUAUGGCUCAGGUGAAGAAGGAAAAGAAGAUGACUGUAGUGCAAACAUCACAGAUGUGUUAAUCGGACCGGUGAAUGUGAAAGUGCUCUGUGGUGACAUUACAAAGGAGAUGACAGAGGCCAUAGUCAACAGCACUAAUACCAGCCUUAAUCUUAGCUCAGGUGUUUCAGCAGCCAUUCUUGAAGCAGCCGGGCAGACUGUUGUGAAAGAGUGCAAUAAACUGGGCAUCCAACCCGGUGAUGGCGUGGUAAUCACAGGAGCUGGGAAACUUCCAACUAAGAACAUUGUCCACAUGGUUGGGCAGACCAGUGAGAUGGAAAUCACCAGAGUAAUGUAUAAAGUCCUGAAAAAGUGUGAAGAAAACAUGAUUCGGUCUGUUUCAUUUCCAGCUUUAGGAACUGGAGCUGGAAACCUGGCAGCAGCUCAAGUAGCGAACGCCAUGCUCAACGCUGUGUCAAAAUUUACUACUGACUCACCAAGGUUUUUGAAAAGUGUCCAAAUUGUCAUUUUUCAAUCAAACAUGUUGCCUGAUUUUAGCAAUGCGCUAAAGAAUUUCAAGAAAGUCUCACCAAAACCCUUCUCAGUGACCAAUCAAACUUUCACCCCCAACAUCAAACCAACAACGUGCCUUGCUACUGAGACAGCUGCAGUGACAUUUCCGGUCACAACAGUAGCGAUCUAUGGAACCUCCUCUACUGACAUUGCCAAAGUUAAAAAGUUCCUUGAUGAUCUAAUUUCUGAAGAGUGUACCACUGAAGAUGUCGUGUCCAGUCAUCUGGCUAACCUUUCUGAAACUGAAAAGAAGGAGAUCAUGACGCUCAGUCUUAACAACCAAGUUCAUGUUCGAGUGGCUUCCAAGGAGAAGUUAAUAGUUUCAGGGAAAAAGGACGAUGUCUUAGAUGUCGUGAGAAAGAUAGAGAAAAUUGUCCGGGAGGCUCGGGACAGGGAGGUCCAGAAAGGUGAAGAGAAAAGACUGGGUGAGAUAUUGUGCUGGCAGAUAGCUGAAGGAGAGACUUGGCAGUCACUGGGUCCCAGCAUUAGCUACCAACUGGAGCUAGCUUUUCACAAGAAAGUGCAGAGCUUUACUUACCAGGACAAAGGAGAGACGUACACUGUAAACUUUAAGGAGAUGAAAUGCGUAAACACCAAGGGGAGGACCAGUACAGUCAAAAGAACCUUGUUUGGUGAUGCGGACACAGCCAUCAUUCAGCCUCCAGCAACCUGGACCAAAAUGGAUGGGAAGGACCUGGAAAUAGUUACACUGCCUCAAGACUCAGAAGAGUAUAAGAGAAUAAAGCAACAGUUUGAAUGCAGCAGUAAAUACCCUUCUGUAUCUCCCGUCCAAGUUGUGCAGAUUCAGAGAAUACAAAGUCAAUCACAAUGGCAAAAAUACAGCGUGCAGAAGCAAGCAGUGGACAAGAAAUACCCCAAUCAGAAUAACGAGCAGUUUCUCUAUCACGGCACUACUAAAGCUAUCUGUGAAAAGAUCAAUAAAAAUGGAUUCAAUAGAAGCUUUUGUGGGAGGAACGCGGUUGUUCAUGGCGAUGGAACCUACUUUGCAAAAGAGUCUUGGUACUCCUGCCAGGAUCAGUACUCGAACCCAGACAGGAACGGACUGAAGUACAUUUACAGGGCCAGAGUUGUGACCGGGUUACCAUGUCGGAGUCGAAGUGGAAUGAAGGAACCAGAUCCUUUGGAUCCAAAUGAUCCCCAGGCUGGUUUGUAUGACUGUGCUGUGGACAACCUGCAUAAUCCAUUCAUCUUUGUGGUGUUCUUUGAUGCAGGGGCUUACCCUGACUAUCUUAUUACCUUCAAGAAUGUAUACUAGUUAACUAGUUUGACUUGUUUGGACUAUUUGUAACACUUCCAGCAAUA